CGCCUCACGAGAGCACUGUGCUUCUGAUUUCCAGUAGGCCCKGUUGCAAUACAUCAGACCAGAUUCGGUUCCUGCACCGAUCACAGAUCGAUCGUUUUGGCGCCGUAGAGUGUGACUGAUUCAAAGCAUUCUAUUCCAGGACAAAAAGAAUGUUCCCCCGGAGAAUCAUCAUUGCGGCUGCUACCGCAUCGCGGGGGCCCGCUUCCCUGGCACGGAAUGUGCGACUGAAGGAAAGGGYAGCGGUCGCCUCGUCCCCGCCGCCUGGCCUCUGGAGAUGGCUUGGGUCGUCCUCCCMAACAGCAUCGUUGAUCCAAUCGAGAAGCAACAACGAAACAGAAACGACCGACGAACCGCAAAACGAUGAACCAAUACAACAAAUACAGCCACAGCACCAAAUGAAACUGAAAGACAAGCACGACACCGAGGCCAAAAGGCGAGACGAUUCGCCACGAUCGUUGCCACAAGCGAAAAAAUGGCGGGCUCCCUUCUGGUUGCCACCGUCUUCAUCACAGGGGAAACGGACCCCGCACCACCGCCGGAAUCCGAAACACCAACAACAGCAACACCGACCCAAACCGAGGCGAUUUCGGAACGAGCGCUUGCCUUGUCGGCAACACCUGGAUCCGAAUGGCUCGGCAGGCCUCCCCGAGAGCGAUUGGGUUCAGCUCUUUGGAGCUUUCCCCAUGACCAGUCUGGACGAAAUCCUCGAGUCGGUCGAGGGGACCCUUAGGAAGGAACUGUUCGAUCCGGCUGCGAAUCGAAACAAUCGCGGCGGCGGGGUCGUGGAUUUAGAUGCGGACUGGAAUCCAACGGAAGAGGAUCCUCCCCUUGUGUCCGAAAUCACUUACUGUACUCCCGACGCACCGCGAGACGAUCGGCCCGAGUAUGCUCUCGACAACGACGUUAGGGGUGGUAUCCCCGACGAUGGGGACGGCAACGACCCCAACCCUGGCAACAGUAGCGAUGAUGAGACUGACGACACACGGGUAGAGUCCUUCCGUGUCGUCAAGGCCCACGUAGUUCUAUCUCCGUUUGGACGACCGACGGGCUGGAACCUAAAACUCGCCAGUCCUUCCAUGGUGAACGCGUUGCUGUCCGUUGCAAAUAAUGCCCGCGUCAGGGGAAGCAUCCGUAUUGGAUGGAGGUUUGCGACGGUAAAAGAACACGUUCCUACGCCAAUCAAAAUGGACCCUAGAGAUACGAGGACCAUGCUGGUCGUGAACGACACUAUGGUCCGCUUUGAAAACUGUCCCUCCGAUCUCACAGAGGAUUUCCUGCGGCACCUGCUGUCGCGGUACGAGCUGACCGCCAAGGGACCAACCAUCAUCAAAUGGAAAGGCCGAACGGACGACGGGAAAGCUCCUCCCCUGACCUAUGUGGUGCGGUUUGCAAGCGCAGCCUAUGCCCGGGCAGCAAUCCGAGAAAUGCAGGGCAAGUUGCUAAAGGGACAAGCAAUCAAGUUGAUUCAAUAUCCGAAACAACUGAUAUGAUCUGGAUUAGUAGAGAACGAUUUAAGAUUCGACGGUACAGGAGCAAAACAGACGAACAUGUAGUAGCGUGGAGCAGUGCAGACUUAAUUUGAAAAUCCA
This is a messenger RNA of Pseudo-nitzschia multistriata, 1589 nucleotides long. Lineage: Eukaryota; Bacillariophyta; Bacillariophyceae; Bacillariales; Bacillariaceae. The record is from the annotation of a GenBank genome assembly.